Messenger RNA from Cadophora gregata, 1638 nucleotides. RefSeq lists its product as uncharacterized. The record is from RefSeq and is a predicted model, not a curated record. Bases 1 to 1638 code for a protein of 545 amino acids. Gene Ontology annotation, molecular function: iron ion binding; heme binding; oxidoreductase activity, acting on paired donors, with incorporation or reduction of molecular oxygen. NCBI's taxonomy places the organism in Eukaryota, Fungi, Ascomycota, Leotiomycetes, Helotiales, Ploettnerulaceae. The transcript is spliced from 3 exons.
AUGAUGACCUAUCUCAUAUUGUCUAGCGUGCUGCUUUGGCUCGCGAAUACUGUAUUCGUGAUGCUACGGACGCUGAUAGGUCAAGAGAUCCCUCGGUGGCAAUGGGUCUUCCUUCAGUAUUCGAUCGGGGCAGUGUGCUCAUACGCUGUCUAUCGUUUGCAUUUCUACCCGAGAUACUUCACUUCUUUCAAGAAGUUACCAACUCCAGCGACCCGAAACCUAUUCACCGGCAACGAAAGAGGUUUUUUCCGGGAGCCGCAGUGGACUGUUGCUCGUAGAAUCUCCGAGUCAGUCCCAAACGGGGGCUUGCUGAGAUAUUACGCGGCAUUCAACCAAGAAAGGAUCUUAGUGACUAGCCCAAAAGAAUUGGCAGAAGUUCUAGUUCAGAAAGUUGAUGACUAUGAUCAUCCAGCUUUCAUGAAGUUCGCGGCUGAAAGAGUAACUGGUAAGGGCAUGCAAUUCGCUACCGGAGAGGAUCACAAGACACAGCGCAAGCACUUGAUGCCUGCUUUUAGUCCUGUACAUAUCAAAACAUUGAUACCCACUUUUUGGGAAGAAACAACAAAGAUGAUCCACGGUAUCGAGGAUGAAAUCAGACAAUCGAACAAUCGUGACCAUCAGGUUUUCGUCACCGACUGGAGCAUCCGGGCAGCACUGGACAUAAUCGGCUUGGCUGGAAUGGGCUACCAUUUCAAUUCCCUUGGUAAUCCAAAUGGUGAACACCGGGAACUUACCAAGGUAUAUCGAAAAUUCUUGUCUCGGGCAAAUCCUGUAUUUCCAUGGAUUGGCUUGUUGAUGAACUACAUCCCAAUUGAUGUCCUCAGACACAUACCGGAACCACGCAACAUGGCUCUGAAUCGUGCCUUCUCAGACGUUCGAGAAAGGGCUGUGAAAAUUAUUGAAGCUCGUAAAGAGAAGUUGGCACAUGAAGAGACUGACAAGAGUACUGCGGGAAAGGAUAUCAUCACUGUUGCACUUCGAAGUGGCAUGUUCUCUUCAGAAAACUUGAUGCAUCAUGUCAUGACGUCUUUAGUCGUUGGGCAUCUUUCGACGGCCAUUACAUUUGACUGGGUCUGCUUUGAGCUCGGCCAGCGCCCUGGAAUGCAAGCUCGGCUACGAGAAGAGAUUCGAACCAAGUGGCCUGGAGGCCUGACAACCGUCGAUGCGUCUACAAUCGAUACUCUUCCAUAUCUCAAUGCAGUAUGUAGCGAGACCUUGCGCUUCUAUCCGCCGCUGCCAUUUGCGUUACGUGUUGCCGUCCGCAAAACAACGCUUUUGGGCACAGAGAUUCCCAAAGGUACAACAAUCGCGUAUUGUGCAGACGCUAUUAAUCACGACAAAGACCAGUGGGGAGAGGAUGCUCACCUAUUUAAUCCUGAGCGAUGGAUGGGCCAAGGCCGAGCAGGAUCUGGCGGAUCAUUGAGCAACUUUGCCAUGCUAACGUUUUCGGCCGGACCAAAAAACUGCAUCGGGCAGUGGUGGGAAAGAGCAGAGUUGGCUUGUCUUGUUGUGGCAUUUUUUGGUAGAUUUGAGGCGGAGCUCGCCAAUCGACACACUGCUGGAGUGGUCGAGCGAGCUCCAGCGAUGAUGUCUAGAGAAGGCGUCUACAUACGCCUAAACUCGGUUCCAGGGUGGUAG